AUGAUAUAUUCUCAACAAGACAUAAUCCAGCGGCUUACUGACCUUUGCACUAAGGUCGACAAUUUGGACGCCCAUAUUAGGAGUCUUGUCGCCGCCUCCACACCGCUUCCCGUUGAGGAAGGUCCGGCAUGGCAACAGGUCAGUUCGCUGGCCGCCUACGACCGAUUGUGUGCGGCUUUGUCAGAUACCCAAUACCGCCGUCGAUUGGUAACUUAUUUAUUAUCUAUAAACACUUUACACAGAUAUGCUACUUAUCUGGAGCUGGAGGUGAGAAUACGCCAGCAUUUGCUGGUCGCAUUUUCACCACCCUAUUCACCGAAGACGUAACAGAGUUUCUGACCUUCUACGGGAAGAAACCAGGAAGUAGAGCAUUUUUUGGUUCACCAAUCUACGACCUUAUACUCGGUAAGAAUUUAAAUUCAUGUACAUUAUGCAUUUUCCCUACUAGACGUCUUCAGUAAAUGGUGUGUAAGCCAUUCAUCCGACAGACAAAAACUAGAAGAGGCAUUUAAAAACGUCUUCAAAAGGGCUCACGACAGACAACAGCGAAAAUGCAACAAAGCAUCAAUUAGCGGACUGCAGAACGGUAAUAUAUAUACUUGCAUUAUUAAUUUGUCUGCUUAAUUAACUUUAAUGCAGAAUAAUACCACAAUUACAUGUUCUAACUGUUCUGCGUUAUCUUCCUUUCAGAUGCCCAACCGCCGGAAGACCUUGAGAGGACGCAGACUGAUAAUCAAUGA
This is a messenger RNA of Spirometra erinaceieuropaei, 740 nucleotides long. Lineage: Eukaryota; Metazoa; Platyhelminthes; Cestoda; Diphyllobothriidea; Diphyllobothriidae. The record is from the annotation of a GenBank genome assembly.